AUGGCGCCUGAUAGGGGUCGUAAUGACCGCCUUUUGGAGCUGGGCUUCUCGGCGAUUGGGUUCGUCGCAAUGAUCCUGAUCGGCCGUCACCUCAUCAACAAGAUGUCCGAGGCGUCUGACCCAGACCAUGAGAAGAAGGAGCAGACAAGACUCAAGUCGGCGGCAAUACUGCGCAGGCUGGACGAUGCGCCGAAGAACGAAAACCAUCAACGAGACUACGAUCGAGCGAGCAGAGAAGAUCUAGAAUUGUCGCAGUAUGAGCAAGCCGUCUUACAGGAUCUCGUCUUCCCGGAGGACAUACCGGUCUCGUUCGAAGACAUCGGCGGCCUGUCCCACGUCAUCGAAGAGUUGCGGGAAUCCGUCAUCUAUCCCCUCACGAUGCCAGAUCUAUAUGCCACAUCAUCCUCAUUGCUAUCGGCGCCAUCGGGCGUGCUACUAUACGGGCCGCCAGGCUGUGGCAAGACGAUGCUUGCAAAAGCACUUGCGCAUGAGAGCGGCGCCUGUUUUAUAAAUCUUCACAUAUCUACACUGACCGAAAAGUGGUUUGGCGACUCUAAUAAGCUAGUGAAUGCCGUCUUCUCACUAGCAAGAAAGCUGGAGCCCACAAUAGUCUUCAUUGACGAAAUCGAUGCGGUUCUGGGAACACGGAGGUCGGGCGAACAUGAGGCCAGCGGCAUGGUCAAAGCAGAGUUCAUGACACACUGGGAUGGCCUGGCAUCGUCUAAUCGCCAUGGACGUCCGCAACGAAUCAUGAUACUUGGCGCCACGAAUCGCAUUGGAGACAUCGAUGAGGCUAUAUUGCGUAGAAUGCCCAAGAAGUUCCCCGUCAACCUGCCGAAUAUGUCGCAGAGACUGAAAAUCCUACGAAUCCUACUCCAGGACGUCAAGACCGACCCAGCAUUCGACCUGGAACACCUAGCGCGAGUCACGGCAGGGAUGUCUGGCAGUGAAUUGAAAGAAGCAUGUCGGGACGCUGCGAUGACUCCGGUCCGAGAAAUGAUACAAGCACAACGACAGAGUGGCCAGCGGAUGGAUCAAAUACGUCCCGGACUGGUCAGAGGUCUCCGGACUGACGACUUCUGGAGCGCCAAGAGCAGCCAUAAAUCCGCAAAGAAGUCUGCCUCGAGGGGCGACGGAGACUGGAAGACUGAUUCUGAGGUAUCUGAUGGUGUUUCAAGUUCAGAUCCGUCGGAAGCAUUGAUCGAUGCCAAGGAGAACAUCACAUAG
Cyphellophora attinorum is the source of this 1227-nucleotide messenger RNA. Its product is annotated as Protein MSP1. Gene Ontology annotation, cellular component: mitochondrial outer membrane. Gene Ontology annotation, molecular function: ATP binding; ATP hydrolysis activity. The transcript is spliced from 3 exons. Bases 1 to 1227 code for a protein of 408 amino acids. Lineage: Eukaryota; Fungi; Ascomycota; Eurotiomycetes; Chaetothyriales; Cyphellophoraceae. The record is from RefSeq and is a predicted model, not a curated record.